Gracilinanus agilis (Agile Gracile Mouse Opossum) is the source of this 945-nucleotide messenger RNA. RefSeq names its product olfactory receptor 4F15-like. Lineage: Eukaryota; Metazoa; Chordata; Mammalia; Didelphimorphia; Didelphidae. The record is from RefSeq and is a predicted model, not a curated record. Gene Ontology annotation, cellular component: membrane. Gene Ontology annotation, biological process: G protein-coupled receptor signaling pathway. The transcript has a single exon. The coding region runs from base 7 to 945 and encodes 312 amino acids. Gene Ontology annotation, molecular function: olfactory receptor activity; G protein-coupled receptor activity.
AGACUAAUGAAUGAAUUGAAUCACUCCAUGGUGUCAGAGUUUGUGUUCCUGGGAAUCUCCAGCUCUUGGGCCAUACAACUUGGCCUUCUGCUGUUCUCCACCUUUUUCUAUAUGGUUAUCGUGCUGGGAAACGUCUUUAUUGUUCUCACAGUGAGCACUGAUGGUCACCUACAUUCUCCAAUGUAUUUGUUAUUAGCAAACCUCUCCUUUAUUGACUUGUGUCUCUCCACUGUUGCAGUUCCCAAGAUGAUUUCUGACCUCUUAUAUGAGCACAAAGUCAUAUCAUUCCAGGGUUGUAUCACCCAGAUAUUUUUCAUUCAUUUCAUGGGAGGAACUGAGAUGGUGUUGCUCAUUUCCAUGGCCUUUGACAGAUAUGUUGCCAUAUGUAAGCCUCUUCACUAUUUGACCAUUAUGAACCCCAAAAUGUGUAUUUUUCUUCAGGUGUCUUCUUGGGCCAUUGGCCUCAUACACUCAUUCACCCAGCUGGCUUUUGUGGCAAACUUGCCUUUCUGUGGUCCUAAUGAAAUCGACAGUUUUUAUUGUGAUCUUCCUCGGUUCAUCAAAUUGGCCUGCAUAGAUACAUAUAAGUUGGAGUUCAUUGUCACUGCUAACAGUGGUUUCAUCUCCAUUGGUACCAUAUGUCUCCUGUUUAUCUCCUACAUUUACAUCCUGGUCACUGUUCAGAAGCACUCCUCUAGUGGAUUGUCCAAGGCACUCUCUACUCUGUCAGCUCACAUCAGUGUGGUGGUCUUAUUCUUUGGCCCAUGUAUCUUUUUUUAUGUUUGGCCAUUCCCUACAAUGCCAGUGGAUAAAUUUCUGGCUAUUAUUGAUUUCAUCAUCACCCCUGUCUUAAAUCCAUCCAUAUAUACAUUCAGAAACAAAGACAUGAAGGCAGCACUGAAGAGACUGAGUAGCAAAUUAGUGAAUUUUAGGAAAACUUUAUAA